CGGGCCCUCGGGCGGCAUUCUUGCGCGAUGGCCGGGACCAGCCACCUCAGCCGGAGCUUGGAUGCCUUUCGGGGACUCUUCGGGAGCGGGUUGCGCCCGCGCUUUCCAAGGGGAGCCCGGUUAGAUAUGCCUCACUGGAGAUGUUUAAGCUCCACAAGGAUCCUUGCUCCUCUGACUGUGAAUUCCUGCUCUUUCCUGGACUCCAGAUUAGUUAUGAGAGAGCAGGGCCGGUCCUUCUUCAAUCUUGCAGCCCCUCUGCUUGGUGCCAAGCGAAUGGAAUACACUGAAAUCCGUCAACUCCCGUACUCUGUUGACCAGAUGUAUGACAUUGUAGCCGAUGUUGGUAGCUAUCAGCAUUUUGUUCCCUGGUGUAGCUGCUCCCGCAUAAUUUCCCAUCACAAAGACAUCUCCCAGGCUGAAUUGGAAGUGGGAUUUCCUCCUGUGGUUGAGCGCUAUGUCUCAGAGAUCUCCACAGUGCCUCAUUGUCAGAUCCGGGCUGUGAGUAAAGAUGGGCGGUUAUUUCAGCAUCUGGAGACACUAUGGCAAUUUAAGCCUGGACACGCCGGACGGCUGGAUUCCUGCACACUCAGGUUUUACGUCUCCUUUGAGUUUAAGUCCAUCCUCCACUCCCAACUGGCUAAUCUUUUCUUUAAUGAGAUAAUCAAGCAGAUGGUAUCAGCCUUUGAACAGAGAGCAGAGAAGCUGUGCAGCACGCAAACUGCGGCCCAGCCACACCGGGCAAUUCACUGCACGUGACAGACGGUCUUGGGGGCACUAAAGUCUGAGUCCUCCUUCUAAUCUCAUAGAGCAAAUUCCUCUUCCCAUCUGCAUCUGGAUCACUUUUUGGACAUUUUUUAUUAACAGGCAUGGGUUUAUUUAUGCUUAUUUACCUUGCAAAAAACUCUCAAAGGUGCACAUUAUUUAAAUGAUUCUAUUUUAUUGUAUAUUUCGGUCUAGUAUAAAUUAUUGAAUAUUUAA
Molecule: messenger RNA, 978 nt
Organism: Candoia aspera
Lineage: Eukaryota; Metazoa; Chordata; Lepidosauria; Squamata; Candoiidae
Product: coenzyme Q-binding protein COQ10 homolog B, mitochondrial-like
Exons: 5
Coding region: 28-756 (242 amino acids)
Biological process (GO): ubiquinone biosynthetic process; cellular respiration
Cellular component (GO): mitochondrion
Molecular function (GO): ubiquinone binding
Source: RefSeq, a predicted model, not a curated record